ACGACAGAAACACAACUUAGUAACAGACAGACAGACAAACAGGUAACAGGGAAAUAAAACGGCAGCAAGGACAAGUGAGACAGGUGGGAACAUUCAGAGGACACAGUUAGCUGCAGCCAUGAUGAGCAGAAAAAUGUCAUUUUUUGAGUUUUGGAAGCACAACAAGGAGAGAGGAACUCUUCUGAAGAGAACCAAACAGCUAAGACUUCAUCCCUCACAGCUUAGGCAGUUGCUAGGCGACUGUGGAGUUCGGGUGGCCCUGCAUGAUGCCAGGAUGGCACCUCUGCUGCCCCCUGUUGGUUCAGAAGUCUUCAGACGCUUCACACCGACCUCACUGGAGGAAAUCGAACGACGACAUGAAGCUGAAGAGAAGGAGCGACAGAGGAAGAAGGAGAAGAACAUCGAGAUAGCAGAGGAAGAUCUUCCUAAACCAGCCAGUGACCUGGAGGCUGGGAAGCCCCUCCCAUUCAUCUAUGGAGACCCGCCCCCUGAGCUUCUCAACAGCCCAUUGGAAGAGCUGGAUCCCUUCUACCAAUCACAGAAGACGUUCAUUGUGCUCAGUAAAGGAAACAUCAUCUACAGGUUUAAUGCUGAGCCAGCCUGUUACCUGCUGAGUCCAUUCAGUCAUCUGAGGACCAUCGCCAUCAGGAUCCUGAUCCAUUCUUUAUUUAGUUUGUUCAUCAUGGUGACGAUUCUGACCAACUGUGUGUUCAUGACGAUGAGUGAUCCUCCAGCAUGGAGUAAGACUGUGGAAUACGUGUUUACAGGCAUCUACACAUUUGAAGCAAUGAUCAAAGUUUUGUCCCGAGGAUUCUGUGUCGGAGAUUUCACCUUCCUCAGAGACCCCUGGAAUUGGCUGGACUUCAUGGUCAUCAGCAUGGCAUAUCUGACGGAGUUUGUAGAUUUGGGAAAUGUUUCUGCGUUGAGGACAUUCAGAGUUCUUCGAGCCCUGAAGACCAUCACAGUCAUCCCUGGUUUAAAGACAAUUGUUGGAGCUCUCAUCCAAUCAGUGAAGAAGCUGGCUGAUGUCAUGAUCCUGACCGUGUUCUGUCUCAGCGUCUUCGCUCUGAUUGGUCUGCAGCUCUUCAUGGGAAACCUGAGGCAAAAGUGUGUCCUGAUUGUAAACCAAACAUCUGACAACUUUGAUUAUCAUGAGUACAUCAGCAACACAGAGAACUACUAUUACCUGCCUGGUCAGCUUGAUCCUCUGCUAUGUGGAAACAGUUCUGAUGCCGGGGUCUGUCCGGAGGGUUACAUCUGUUUGAAGGUGGGGAGCAAUCCAAACUACGGCUAUACCAGCUAUGACUCUUUUGGUUGGGCGUUCCUGGCUCUGUUCAGACUGAUGACCCAGGAUUUCUGGGAAAACCUCUUCCAUUUGACGUUGCGAGCGGCAGGUAAAACCUAUAUGAUCUUCUUCGUGGUCGUCAUCUUCCUUGGCUCAUUUUAUCUCAUUAACCUGAUCCUGGCUGUGGUUGCCAUGGCGUAUGCCGAGCAGAACAAGGCCACCUUCGCCGAGGCCAAACAGAAGGAGGAGGAGUACACUGAGAUCCUGGAGGCACUUAAGAGGAGAGACGAGGAGCAGGCAGCCUGCAGGACAGAGCUCUCAGAGAAACCAGACUCAACCCACACAUCCGUUGAAGGACAGGGACAUGAGCAAGAAUGCACUGCCAAGGAAGACCUUGAGGAUGACCGGAGACCGUGUCCCCCAUGUUGGUACGCCUUCGCUGACAUUUUCCUUAAGUGGAACUGUUGUGGCUGCUGGCGGUGGCUCAAACAGUGGCUCUAUACUAUUGUCAUGGACCCGUUUGUAGACCUUGGCAUCACCAUCUGCAUCGUCCUCAACACCGUCUUCAUGGCCAUGGAGCAUUAUCCAAUGACGGCGGAGUUUGAGGAGCUGCUGAGCAUUGGAAAUCUGGUCUUCACAGGGAUCUUCACAGCUGAGAUGGUCCUCAAACUUCUGGCCAUGGAUCCGUAUUAUUACUUCCAGGUUGGCUGGAACAUCUUUGACAGCAUCAUUGUCACCAUGAGUCUGGUGGAGCUAGGAUUGGCUAACGUUCAGGGUCUGUCUGUGCUGCGCUCAUUCCGAUUGAUGCGAGUCUUUAAGCUGGCCAAGUCAUGGCCAACCCUCAACAUGCUCAUUAAAAUCAUUGGGAACUCGGUGGGUGCUCUGGGGAACCUGACUCUGGUUCUGGCCAUUAUCGUCUUCAUCUUCGCCGUCGUUGGCAUGCAGCUGUUUGGGAAGAACUACAAAGACUGCGUCUGUCGCAUUGCAGAGGACUGCGAGCUCCCUCGCUGGCACAUGAACGACUUCUUCCAUGCCUUCCUCAUCAUCUUCAGGAUCCUGUGUGGAGAGUGGAUCGAGACCAUGUGGGACUGCAUGGAGGUCUCUGGUCAGGCCAUGUGUCUGAUGGUCUUCAUGAUGGUCCUGGUCAUCGGAAACCUGGUGGUCCUGAAUCUGUUCCUUGCCUUGUUGCUGAGCUCAUUCAGUGGUGAUAAUCUGGCUGCUCCAGAAGAUGAAGGUGAAAACAACUUGCAGAUCGCCAUAAAUCGGAUCAAAGGAGCUGUUGCCUGGACAAAGUCCUGGAUCCUAGAGCAUAUCAUGACUUUAUUGGGAAAGAAGAACCAUGUUAACCCAGACCACAUCGUGGUUGACAGUAAAGAAGAUGACAAGAAUACGAAGGAGGUUUUGCCUUUGACGUUUGUGACCUCACACCAGCCAGUGUCAGAGGUCAACGCCCUUAGCUGUAGCCAGGGCAACCUGACCAGCAACUACCAAAACAUCAACUUCCUGAGAGUGCCCAUUGCCAAGGCUGAGUCUGAGUCUGAUUUCGAGACACCUGAAAAUGAAGAUGAGGAUGAGGAUGAAGAGGAAGAAGAGAAAGAAAAGCAUUCCGAAUGUGACGAGUCGUCAGUCUGCAGCACUGUACAGAAACUUCCUGAAGUCCAGGAGGAUAAAGACGAUGAAGCUCAUGAUUCAAACACACCUGAGGACUGCUGUACCGAAAAGUGUUAUCAUCACUGUCCACUCCUCGACAUAGACACGUCCCAGGGCAGGGGGAAAGUCUGGUCUAACUUCAGGAGAACCUGUUACUCCAUCGUAGAACACAACUACUUUGAGACCUUCAUCAUCUUUAUGAUCCUGUUGAGCAGUGGAGCUCUGGCAUUUGAGGACAUCUACCUGGAGCAGCGUCGUUUUAUAAAGACGGUUCUGGAGUAUGCAGACCAGGUGUUCACCUAUGUGUUUGUGGUGGAGAUGAUUCUCAAAUGGCUCGCCUAUGGAUUCAAGACCUACUUCACCAAUGCCUGGUGCUGGCUGGACUUCCUCAUUGUAGAUGUGUCUCUGGUGUCUCUGACAGCAAACAUCCUAGGAUACUCUGAGCUGGGAGCCAUUAAGUCUCUAAGAACUCUAAGGGCUCUUAGACCCCUGAGGGCCCUGUCCCGCUUCGAGGGCAUGAGGGUGGUGGUGAAUGCUCUGAUUGGAGCGAUCCCUUCCAUCUUUAACGUUCUGCUGGUCUGUCUGAUCUUCUGGCUGAUCUUCAGCAUCAUGGGAGUCAAUCUGUUUGCAGGAAAGUUUUAUUACUGUUUCAAUGAGACAUCACAGGAGAUGUUUCAUCCUGACCAGAUCAACAACGAGACUGAGUGUUUAGCUCUGAUCAGUGAAAACUUCACUGAGGUCCGCUGGAAGAACCUGAAGGUCAACUUUGACAGUGUGGGAAUGGGCUACCUCUCACUGCUGCAAGUGGCAACAUUUAAAGGCUGGAUGGAAAUCAUGUAUGCUGCAGUUGACUCCAGAGAGGUGGAGUCCCAGCCAAUGUACGAGGAUAACUUGUACAUGUACCUAUACUUCGUCUGUUUCAUCAUCUUUGGCUCCUUCUUCACCCUCAACCUCUUCAUAGGAGUCAUCAUCGACAACUUCAACCAGCAGAAAGCCAAGUUGGGAGGAACAGAUAUUUUCAUGACGGAGGAGCAGAAGAAAUAUUACAAUGCCAUGAAGAAACUGGGCUCUAAGAAGCCUCAGAAACCUGUUCCACGACCUGAGAACAAGUUCCAGGGUCUGGUCUUUGACCUGGUGACAAAACAGUUUUUCGACAUCUUCAUCAUGGUGUUGAUCUGCCUCAACAUGGUGACCAUGAUGGUGGAGACAGACGAGCAGAGCCAUGAGAAAGAAAUCAUCCUGUACUGGGUCAAUCUCACCUUCAUCAUCAUCUUCACCACAGAGUGCUCUCUAAAGAUCAUUGCGCUCAGGCAGCACUACUUUGCUGUCGGCUGGAACAUUUUUGACUUUGUGGUCGUCAUCCUGUCCAUUGUAGGCCUUCUCCUUGCUGACAUCAUAGAGAAGUAUUUUGUCUCGCCCACGCUCUUUCGUGUGAUCCGAUUGGCUCGAAUCGGUCGAAUCCUUCGUCUCAUCCGGGGAGCUAAGGGGAUCCGGACACUGCUGUUCGCCCUGAUGAUGUCACUUCCUGCCCUCUUCAAUAUAGGCCUCCUCCUCUUCCUCAUCAUGUUCAUCUUCUCCAUCUUCGGGAUGUCAAACUUUGCUUAUGUGAAGAAGGAGGCCAUAAUGGACGACAUUUUUAACUUUGAGAACUUUGGGAACAGCAUGAUCUGUUUGUUUAUGAUCACCACGUCAGCUGGAUGGGAUGGUCUGCUGAGUCCCAUCAUGAACACCAUGCCAGACUGCGACCCAGACUUUGAGAACCCGGGGUCAAUGGUCAGAGGGAACUGUGGCAGCCCAGCGGUAGGAAUAGUCUUUUUCACCACCUACAUCAUCAUGUCCUUCCUAGUGGUGGUCAACAUGUAUAUUGCCAUCAUCCUGGAGAACUUCAACGUGGCAACAGAGGAGAGCACCGACCCACUGUGUGAGGACGACUUUGAGAUGUUUUAUGAAACCUGGGAGAAGUUUGACCCUGAUGCCUCGCAGUUUAUACAGUAUAGUAAGCUGUCAGAUUUCUGCGACACUCUACAGGAUCCUCUGAGGAUUCCCAAACCCAAUACCAUCAAACUGAUCCACAUGGAUCUGCCUCUGGUUCCUGGAGACAAGAUCCACUGUUUGGACAUCCUUCUUGCACUCACUGCACAGGUGUUGGGUGAUUCAGGAGCAAUGGACACUCUCAAAGCCAGCAUGGAGGAGAAAUUCAUGGCCAACAACCCCUCAAAGGUGUCGUAUGAACCGAUCAGCAGCACUCUGCGGAGGAAACAGGAGGAGGUGGCGGCGACAGUGAUCCAGCGAGUGUACAGGAAACACCUCCUGCGGCGGACGCUCAAACUUGCGUCCUACAAAUACCGCGAGAAGACAGAGGGACAACGAGACAAGGAUUCACCGCCAGAGACAGAAGGACUUCUCUUUAAUAGGAUCAGUCAGCUUUAUGGAGAUGGCCAGGACAGACAGGAGCCUGGUUCUGGUGUUUCAGGUGAGGACCCACCUCCUCCCGCCCGGGUGGAGCUUCAGAGUGAGUUUCUCCUACAUACUGCUCCUCCCCUCAACACCCCUUACUUCCUGCGACAUGAGAACCUGAGGGAGUCUAUCGUGUGAUUACAGCUUAUGUUUAAUGUUUCUCCUGUUUCUUCCUUUUCCUCUGCACCGCGUGAACUCACCUGUGGAGUGUUACCUGUUGGAGGAGCAUCAGACUAACCUGACUAAUCUGUAAACUCAAGCCUCUGUAAAGACUCAGCAAAGCAACAGAUCACAGCAGAGAUAACUCAAGUUAAAGUUCAUCAGGCUGAUAAGCGAACAACCAUUGAUGACUAAAAAGCUGCUGCAAGUUGAUUCUGUGCUCCUGUUCUGGCAUUGCACAUGAAAUGUUUUAUCACUGCAUCUUCAUUUUCAUCUGUGCUGAAGGAGUUCAGGGGCUCCUUAGUUUCCUAACAAAUUUCAGUCUGUCGAGGCUCACUGGGACACUUAAACUUUAAAAAUAAACUCAAUCUAACUACUUAUCCAGGUUAUUAGAAAUACUAAUGUAACACUUAUUAUUAUUAUUUUAUCAGUAAUCGGUGAUUGUUGACUAUUAGUCCCAGACCAGGUUAUUGUUACCUGUUCCCAGGUGUUGAUCAGUCGGAUUGAUCACCUCAUAGCUCUGACUGGUCCACAGUGUUUUUAACAUGUUCAGGAGCUGCCUGCUUUGACCAGGAAAGUCUUUUUAUGGACAUUUGAGAUGACCAAUCACAUGAUGGUAUUCAGUCGUAAAACGGUUCAAGAGAAACUAAUGCUACUGCUCAAACAAUAACUAAUUUGAUUCUUUAUUCAAACAGUUGGAGAGAAAUGUGUUUGUGUGUCAUCGAUCAUUAAACAAACCAGAGUUUUUGUUUGCGACAAAGUUUGUUUUCCAGCAAACUGAUGAAACCAGCUAACAAGAAAAUACAUGUCAUUUAUUACAGCUUCAGAAGUGAUUGACAGAGCAGGCAACCAGUGGUGGAAAGUAACUAAGUACAUUUACUGAAGUACUGUAUUUUAGUACAAUUUUUAGGUACUUGUAUUUUAUUUAAGUAUUUCCAUUAUAUGCAACUUUAUACUUCUACUCCUGUACAUUUCAGAGGAAAAUACUGUACUUUUUACUGCAGUACAUUUAUCUGACGGCUCUAGUUACUAGUUAAAAAUAUAUUAUAAGCUUACAGAACAUUUAUAGACAGAUUAUACCAGAGUUUCCAACCUUUUUGGCUUGUGACCUCUUACAAUAAAUCAGUGUGUAGUUGUGUCUCUUGUCAUUAUUUUUAGUCUCUGAGUUGUAAUCAUUUCCAGCAAACAGACAUUUUACCUCUAAAAUUCUCAAAGGGUUUCAUUUCCUUCAUUUUCUUCUUUCCUCUCCCAAUAAUCAUCUGACGACCCCUCAGAU
Messenger RNA from Xiphias gladius (swordfish), 6827 nucleotides. RefSeq names its product sodium channel, voltage-gated, type IV, alpha, b (gene scn4ab). Gene Ontology annotation, molecular function: voltage-gated sodium channel activity; protein binding. The transcript is spliced from 31 exons. The record is from RefSeq and is a predicted model, not a curated record. Bases 119 to 5530 code for a protein of 1803 amino acids. Gene Ontology annotation, cellular component: plasma membrane; voltage-gated sodium channel complex; axon. Gene Ontology annotation, biological process: sodium ion transmembrane transport; neuronal action potential; membrane depolarization during action potential. Lineage: Eukaryota; Metazoa; Chordata; Actinopteri; Istiophoriformes; Xiphiidae.